This is a messenger RNA of Colletotrichum gloeosporioides, 2367 nucleotides long. RefSeq names its product Nucleolar complex protein 2. Bases 1 to 2367 code for a protein of 788 amino acids. Gene Ontology annotation, cellular component: nucleoplasm; Noc1p-Noc2p complex; Noc2p-Noc3p complex. The record is from RefSeq and is a predicted model, not a curated record. NCBI's taxonomy places the organism in Eukaryota, Fungi, Ascomycota, Sordariomycetes, Glomerellales, Glomerellaceae. The transcript has a single exon. Gene Ontology annotation, biological process: ribosomal large subunit biogenesis.
AUGGGUUCCUCCAAGAAGAACCUCAAGGCGACGAAGAAGUUCGAGAAGAAGCACCUGAAGGGUGUUCUCGACAAGAGGAAGGAAACGGCGAAGAUCAAGCAGCGCGCGCAGGUCAAGGCGAAGAAGCAGUCGAAGCGGCCCAAGGAUGAAGAGUUCUUCAAGGGCGACCCUGCGGCGAAAAAGCCAAAGGGCAACCAGAAGGAUGCUACCGUGAGCGCCAUGAGCGUUGACGACUUUUUCCAGGGUGGCUUCGAGGACAUUAUCGACAAGAAGAAGGGCAAGAAGCAGACUGGCAAGCGGAAGCGCGGUGCGCCGGAGGGAGACGACGAGGACUCGGAUGCAGGCAGCGGCUCCGAAUUUUCUGUCGAGGACCAACCCGUUGGCAGCGACAGCGAGGACGAUGCCCAAGAUGACGAUGCGGACGACGAGAACCUCGGCAUGACACAGGCAGCUAUGGACAAGCUCGCUACCGACGACCCCGAGUUCUAUAAGUUCCUGAAGGAGAACGACCCCGAAGCCCUCGAUUUCGACGAGAAUGCCGACAUGGCUGAGAUCGAUGAGCUCAGUGCCGGCAGCGACCAGUCGGAGGACGAGCAACCGAAGAAGAAGCGGAAGAAGGCCAAGAAGGAGGCCGAAGAGGAGGUCUUGCUCGACAACGAGCUCACACGCGAGAUGGUCGCCAAGUGGAAGAAGUUGAUUGUGGAGAAGCAGAGCUUGCGCGCUGCCAGACAGAUCGUGCUGGCGUUCCGCUGCGCUGCCCAUCUCAACGAGGACGACGCCGAGGAGAGCUCUGCAGCAGCGCAAAGAUACAGCAUCAACAGCCCCGAGGUGUUCCACGACGUCUUGAUUGUCGCCCUGAAGCAGAUUCCCGCUGUCGUUUCCCACCACCUUCCCAUCAAGGAGUCUGCCUCUGGCAAGAUCUACGUGCCCACCGACUCCAAGAAGUUCCACACCCUCUCGAUCAUGAUCAAGACAUUCACUGCAUCCAUCAUCCACCUGCUCGGCACGUUGUCCGACGACGCCACCCUCAAGCUCACUCUCGGGUCAUUAGAGCCGCUCGUGCCCUACCUGCUUUCCUUCCGAAAGCUCCUCAAGGUCCUUAUCAAGACGGUAGUCAACUACUGGGCCAGACCGGCCAGCUCAGAACCCACAAAGAUUACUGCUUUCCUCGUUCUGAGGAAACUGGUAGUCAUCGGAGACAAGGGUGUUCGUGAGACCGUUCUAAAGGCGGUUUACCAGGGACUUGUGUCAGGAUCCAGAGCAACAAACACCAACACCAUUCAGGGCAUCAACCUGAUGAAGAGCUCUGCCGCAGAACUUUGGGGCAUCGACCAAAACGUCGGUUACACGACGGCCUUCACUUUCAUUCGCCAAUUGGCCAUCCAUCUGAGAAACAGCAUCGUGAAGAAGGAGAAGAACUCGCACAAGAUCAUCUACAACUGGCAAUAUACCCACUCGCUCGACUUCUGGUCAUGUGUACUCGCCGAGCACUGCAGUCCCCUGAAGGAGGCGGAAGCGGGCAAGGAGGGCCAAUUGAAGCUCUUGAUUUACCCCCUCGUGCAGGUGACCAUGGGUGCCAUGCGCCUCGUCCCCUCCUCCACGUUCUUCCCCCAACGUUUCCACCUGGUUCGCUCCAUCCUGCGCCUGUCUCGCGCAACAGACACCUAUAUUCCCCUCGCCUCCGCGCUCCUCGAGGUCCUCGACUCGGCCGAUAUGAAGCGUUUCCCCAAGGCGUCAUCCAUCAAGCCGCUCGACUUCAACCUCGCCUACAAGGCGCCCAAGUCCUACCACCGCACAAGAGUCUACCAGGAUGGGGUGGGAGAGCAGCUCGUUGAGCUCUUCAGCGAGUACUUCACCAUCUGGGCGAAGAACGUUGCCUUCCCUGAGUUCUCCCUGCCUGUCAUUAUUCAGCUGAAGCGCUGGGUUAAACAGGCGCAUAAGAUCAGCACGGGCAACAAGAACAACAAGGUCAUCUCCAUGAUCGUUCUCCUGGUGCAGAAGCUGGAGGCCAACGCCAAGUUCAUCGAGGAGAAGCGGUCAAAGGUCGAAUUCGCACCCAAGGACCGCGCUCAGGUGGAUGCCUUCCUCCGCGACUUUGACUGGGAGAAGACGCCACUCGGUGCUUACGUCGUCGUGCAGCGCAAGAUGCGUGAGCAGAAGGCCAAGGCUCUGGAAGAGGCGAGGAAAGAGGAUGAGAAGAAGCGCAAGGAGGAGGAGAAGGAGGCUCUUGCUGCCAAUGCUGAGGGUGACGAUUCUGAGGAAGAGUACGGUGACGAGCUCAUGGACGGCGAGGAUGGCGAAGAUGCCGAUGACAUGGAUGAGGAUGAGGAUGAAGAGGACGAUGUCAUGGAGGAUGACAGUGAGUAG